Messenger RNA from Sodiomyces alkalinus F11, 2121 nucleotides. RefSeq names its product DEAD-domain-containing protein. Gene Ontology annotation, molecular function: RNA binding; ATP binding; RNA helicase activity. Bases 1 to 2121 code for a protein of 706 amino acids. The transcript is spliced from 2 exons. The record is from RefSeq and is a predicted model, not a curated record. Gene Ontology annotation, cellular component: nucleus. NCBI's taxonomy places the organism in Eukaryota, Fungi, Ascomycota, Sordariomycetes, Glomerellales, Plectosphaerellaceae.
AUGGCUGAUCAGCUCAACAUGAACGGCCUGAACCUAGGCCAUUCUCAGGAUGGCCCUCGCUCCUACAUCCCUCCUCACAUGCGAGGCAAGAUCGUCCAGGGUAACCAGGGCCCUGUCGCCGCUCCCCCUCACGGCCCGCCCCCAGGACAUAUGCAAGGCCCUCCCCCGGGAGCUACCCAGGCACCCCUUCAAGGACCCCCUCAAGGACCCCCCCAGGGACCUCCCCAGGCUGCGGGUGGUCCAGGCUUGGGCAACAGCGCUUGGGCUGCUCCAAAUAGCGGAUACGGCGGUGGACGUGGCGGCGGCCGCGGCGGCGGCGACUGGUCCGCCAGCAUGGGCGCGCCUCCUCAACCAUUUGCCGGCGGCCGCGGCGGUCGUGCUGGUUGGACUGAAAACCGUAGCUAUGGCGGCGGCGGUUAUGGUAGCGCAGGUGGACAACAGCAUGCUCGCGGCUCUGGCGACGGCCAGUGGCGCGAUGGCAAGCAUAUUGCCGGCCCUGCCAACCCCCGGCUUGAACGCGAGCUUUUUGGCGUUCUUGACGACCCUACGAAGCAGCAGACCGGCAUCAACUUCGAGAAAUACGACGAUAUUCCCGUCGAGGCUUCCGGCCAAGACGUCCCCGAACCCGUACAUGCUUUCACCAACCCUCCUCUCGAUGACCACCUCAUCACCAACAUUGGCCUCGCCCACUACAAGGUCCCUACGCCCGUCCAGAAGUACUCAAUUCCCAUCGUCAUGGGCGGUCGCGACUUGAUGGCCUGUGCGCAGACUGGUUCCGGCAAGACUGGCGGUUUCCUCUUCCCCAUUCUCUCCCAGGCCUUCAUCAACGGCCCCUCGCCCGUCCCGGCCAACGCGGCCGGCGGUGGCUUUGGUCGCCAGCGCAAGGCUUACCCCACUUCUCUCAUCCUUGCGCCCACCCGCGAGCUUGUCUCUCAGAUCUAUGACGAGGCUCGCAAGUUCGCCUAUCGCUCUUGGGUUCGUCCCUGCGUCGUCUACGGUGGAGCUGACAUUGGUUCCCAGCUCCGCCAGAUCGAGCGCGGGUGUGAUCUCCUCGUUGCGACUCCUGGCCGUUUGGUCGACCUGAUUGAGCGGGGUCGUAUCUCCCUGCAAAACAUCAAAUAUUUGGUCUUGGAUGAGGCCGAUCGCAUGCUGGACAUGGGUUUCGAGCCGCAGAUUCGUCGCAUCGUCGAGGGCGAAGAUAUGCCCGACGUUCAGAACAGGCAGACCCUCAUGUUUUCUGCCACCUUCCCUCGCGACAUUCAGAUGCUUGCGCGCGACUUCUUGAAGGAUUACGUCUUCCUUUCCGUUGGCCGUGUUGGCUCGACUUCUGAGAACAUCACCCAGAAGGUCGAGUACGUUGAGGACGCCGACAAGCGCUCGGUCCUUCUCGAUAUCCUUCACAGCCACGCUAACGGUCUCACGCUUAUUUUCGUCGAGACCAAGCGCAUGGCCGACUCGCUCUCCGAGUUCUUGAUUAAUCAAAACUUCCCUGCUACUUCCAUUCACGGAGACCGCACGCAGCGGGAGCGGGAGCGGGCUCUAGAGCACUUCCGCAACGGUCGUUGCCCUAUCCUUGUGGCCACGGCUGUCGCCGCCCGUGGUCUCGAUAUCCCCAACGUCACCCACGUCCUCAACUAUGAUCUUCCCACCGACAUUGAUGAUUAUGUUCACCGCAUUGGUCGUACUGGUCGUGCCGGAAACACCGGUCAUUCCACCGCCUUCUUCAACCGGGGUAAUCGCGGUAUUGUUCGCGAUCUCCUCGAGCUUCUCAAGGAGGCCAAUCAGGAGGUUCCCCAGUUCCUCGAGACAAUCGCGCGGGAGUCGUCCUUCGGAGGUGGUCGUGGUGGGCGUCCCGGUGGCCGCGGUCGUGGCCAGGCCGCUAACCGCGAUUUCCGUAAGUAUGGAGGAGGAGGCGGCGGUUUCAGUGGAGGUCCCGGCUUCGGUGGUCCUCAGAAUGGUGGUGCCGCCGGCGGCGGCUUCGGCGGCGGCUAUGGCGCCCCGCCUCCCAAUCCUGCAUAUGGAGGUGGCGGCGGUGGUUUUGGCGGUGGCUACAGCGGUGGCGGCGGCGGCGGCGGCGGCUACGGUAACCCCAGCGGUCCUGGCGGCCAAUCCUGGUGGUAA